CCCAGCAGUGCCACCCACCAGUUUCGCCCACCUGUCCCCAGCAGUGUACCCACCUGUGCCCAGCAGUGCCACCUACCUGUGCCCAGAAGUGCCACCUAUCUGUGCCCAGCAGUGCCACCCACCUGUGCCGACCCACCUGUGCCCACCAGUGCCACCCACCAGUGCCACCCACCAGUGCCCAUCAAUGCAGUGCUGCCAGUCAGUGCCACCAGUCAGUGCCCAGCGGUUGUGCCAUGCCCAGCAGUGAUGCCAAUCAGUGCUACCUAUCAGUGCUGUCUAUCAGUACCCAUCAUCAGUGCUGCCUCUCAGUGCUGCCUCUCAGUGCCGCCUAUCCGU
Molecule: messenger RNA, 336 nt
Organism: Staurois parvus
Lineage: Eukaryota; Metazoa; Chordata; Amphibia; Anura; Ranidae
Source: the annotation of a GenBank genome assembly